Messenger RNA from Phoenix dactylifera (date palm), 2360 nucleotides. Its product is annotated as protein IQ-DOMAIN 5-like. Lineage: Eukaryota; Viridiplantae; Streptophyta; Magnoliopsida; Arecales; Arecaceae. Gene Ontology annotation, molecular function: protein binding. The record is from RefSeq and is a predicted model, not a curated record.
CGAGGAUUAGGAGGGGCAGCAGAGCCGCAGGAAAGAAAGUUGGGCUCCUUUCGGGGAUCCUUCCCACAAUCCCACUCCCCGACAGCAGGAGAAAGAGAGGAUCGAGUGAGGAUUUCUUUUUCUCAGAAUCCGACAGCGAGAGAAACUGUUGAGAGAGAGUGAGAAGCUGAUUGCCAGCCAAUUAAAAGGGGAAAAGAGAAAAAAGUCACGGGAAAAGAUAAAAAAAAGUCAAAGGAAAAGGGAGCAAUGUAACAUCACUUGCUCUCUCAGAUCCGUGCUUUCUCUUCACCUUCCUUGCUCCGUUUCUCCGUUUCGUUGAAUUCUUCUAGCCAGUGGAGUUUGUUUGGAUCGUGUGGGAUCUUUUGGUAAUGUGAGCUUUUCUUCUUUGUUUAUCUGGUCUUCUAUGAGGUCUACCUGGGAUUUGGGUCUGGGUGUUUCGGGUAAUAAGGUUUGGAGUUGUGAUUUCUCGAUGCAUUUCCUGCGGAAUCCUUAGAUUCGUCGUCGAUUCAUCGUUCUCAACAUUUAGAUGCAAGUUUGGUGAGGUCUGAGUGCUGUUUAGGGCUCAAAAUUGAAUCUUUUGAGUUUAGGGCCGAAAAUUGGUCAUGGGACAUGCGCCAUUCUUCUCACUUUCAUCUAGAGUCCUAGUUAUCUGAGAACUGAAGUGUCAGAAUAAUGGGUAUUUCUGCAAAGUGGCUUAAAUCAUGGGUCGGGCUAAGAAAUCCAGAGAAGUCACAACAUUCAGAUAAGGACGAAAAUAAAAGGGUCGCUGCUAAUAGGUUUUGGCACCGGCGGAAACAUUUUAUUGAUCCUGAUGGUGCUAUUAUGGAUAAUGAAUUUCCUGUUGGAACUGCUCCAUUGACAGCAGAUGUUAAUAUCCAAUCAAGCCCACAUUCCACAUCUUCUUCAGCCAACACCUCACUUCAAGUACAGGCAUCUUGUCAACCAGAACUGAAUGCAAGAGAGGACUGGGCUGCCACAGUUAUUCAAACUGCUUUUCGAGCUUUCCUGGCUAGACGAGCAUUACGAGCUCUAAAAGGACUGGUUAGACUUCAGGCCCUGGUUAGGGGUCAUGCUGUCAGAAAGCAAGCUGCAAUAACUCUUCGCUGCAUGCAAGCUUUGGUAAGAGUUCAGGCUCGUGUCAGAGCCAGGCGUGUUCGCAUAGCAUUAGAGAAUCAGUUGGGGCAGCAAAAGGUUCAGCAACAACAAGUACAUGAGGCUCGUGUUCGAGAAACAGAGGAAGGCUGGUGUGACAGUGUUGGUUCUGUGGAAGAAAUUCAAGCCAAGUUGUUAAAGAGGCAAGAAGCAGCAGCCAAGCGUGAGAGGGCCAUGGCAUAUGCUCUCACUCAUCAGUGGCAGGCAGGUUCCAGGCAGACUGUAGCUCCUUCAGGAUUUGAGCCAGAUAAAAACAACUGGGGGUGGAACUGGUUAGAGCGAUGGAUGGCUGUUCGCCCAUGGGAGAACCGGUUCCUUGACAUUAAUCUCAAGAAUGGGGUGAUGGUUGAUGAAAAUGGACCACCUGACGGAAAGUAUGGAACUAGAGCUCAAAACAAACCUCCUGGGAAGAAGCCUAUUUCAAAUCUUCAUUCCAAUGUCCUAAACCAGAAAACAGGCCCAUCACAUUCUGAGGGAAGUGGCUCUUCAUCAAACCGAUCUGUGAGCCAGCUAACCUCUUCUGCUGUGCCAUCAGUUAAGGGAAAAUCAAAGCCAUCAUCUGAGGAGGUUUCUGGAGAAGCCAUCUCCCAGCCUUCUGGACUUGGUACUCGGUCAUAUAGCAAUCCAAAGGAGAGGCCAUCACAACUGGAUUCUCAAGCUAAGAAGCGGCUCUCUCUUCCAAGCAGUGGUGUGUCAGCAGGAAAGCACCCUGCCACCAAAAUUGCAGCUUACCAGCCGGCCACUUCUAAGAAAGCCAUCAGAGAUACACCAAAGUCUGAAAUAAAACACCGUUUGAAUCCUACAGAUCCAGCUCAGAGAGUUGAGGUGCAGACAUGAAAAGUCAUGUUCAGUUGAUUACAAAUUUACAGUAGUAGCUGGUCCGAGCAUGUUCCAGUGCUGUAUCAAACUUUCUCUGUAUAUAAGACCUCUGUUCUUUUCCAGCGGGGUGGUUGUCCCAGUGCUUCUCUACAUCUCUACGGCUUAAGGUGACAGGUAUGAAGAUGCCAAUGCUGAUUGCUGCCUUCAAUGAGUUAGGGAGACUUCAUUUCUGUUACUGCAUUAUUAGUUGUACGACCAUGUGGUAUCUAUUUGUUCGUGUUGAGUUUUUAAGUUAUGCCUAGUCAUUUUAAUCUGUUGUUGGAUGGCUGUUGGCACUCUGAAUCCCCAACCAUGAGCAAAAAUAGAAAAGUUAUGCUUGCAUUAGUGAA